AUGGCAUCUUGGUUGAUUUUUGUGUGCGGUGUCAUUGGAGGGGCGGCGACGACUCUUUUCCUUAUUUCUUUCUUGUUCGUGAAGGCGGGGGUGAUGAUUGAAACUGCUGUGGAGCAAAAGGAGAUGAGGCUGCAAAAACGUGUUGGGAACACUUGCGGCGAUGAGCUGUGCGUAUGGAAGGUGGAAGCUAUAUGCAUGAUGGCACGCUAUGACAAUGACAUUGUGGGCAACGCCAUCCCUAUUCGUGCCGUACUGUUUGGCAAAACAAUUUCCGUAUAUCAAAUUGAUAGUAGUCAUAGGUCAAAGGAUGGUGAUCAAACGAUUGUUGAUGCGGAGCAUUUGAUUGGGAAGAUUAACACCGCCAUUGUUAGCAGCGCAUUGGAAAAGUUGUCCAAGUAUCAUCGUCACACAGACACAACCAAGCGACAAGCGCCCAUACGGGGGAAAUGUCUUGUGCUGCGGCGUAAAGAAGGACUUCCGCUCUUUAUUGAGGAUCCUAUGAAGGAGAUGUCACGUCAGCAACGUCGACAACAGCGUAAGCAAGAGGAAGAGGAAGAAGGGGAGGGGAGUGGCCGUCGCCAACGCCAACGCCGUCAUCGUCAUGGGGAUCAUUAUUCCAGAGAGGGGUUUGAGGAAAAUAACGAUGGAAACAAUCGAGAAAACAUCUACGGGGAUGAAAACGGUUUGAUGUGCAUGGGUGAAUUGGACCUUGAGGAUGUAGAUAACGAACCGUGCUUUGGCGACUGGACAGCCGUAGUUUUUAAGCUUCCCACUCGGCGUGAGAUGGAGCGUUGGUUUAAUUUGCUUCAAGCCACACCACAGUCCGAGGAGUGGCGCAUGUUUAUCAAACAUCUUCCCUUCACGGAUGUAUUUAACCUCGUCGUGGCCCGCCUGUACUUUGAAAAUACACGAACGAGCGGGUUGCAUGAUCUUCUUAUUGGGAAACUGCGCCGAAAGCUGCACCGGGUGUCCCGUAAACUUCCAAAGCACAUCCAUGGGGAGAUUCUGCUGGAUCAACUUGAGAUUGGGGGUGAGAUUCCGCUGAUUCGCGGGCUGGGCGAGCCGAGUGUUUCCCCUAACGGGGAGAUUGAGCUGGACUUUGACUUUUUGUAUCGUGGCGGGCUGAAGUUCAGCCUUCGCUUUGCCAUCACAUACCGAGGCGUGCGGGUUCCAGACAUCAUAUUUAACAUUAAAAUUCUUGAACUCUCGAAUCAUAUGAGACUGAGCAUUGGGCCACCGCCGUCCACCAAAAUUUGGGUUGGUAGUCCACGUCCACCGCAACUGCGGCUGGAGUUCACGCAGGAGGUCGCCUCGCAUGAUGGUAUACUGAAUGCCGUCUUGAAGCUUAUGCCAGACAUGAGUUUGGUCAUGUCUAACGUCGUUAAGGUGAAACUCUUUGAGGACAUGCUGCUUCCAUCCAUGGAGGACUUUCCGCUGCCAUGCUUUAGUUACUCCCCUCCGUCCUCAGAGGAUGGCUCGCCGCUGCUAGACACCGCCACCGUGAGCUCCUUGGGGCAGGACGCUGGUACAGUGCAGCGCCGCAUUUCUGCCUUUGCCAGUGAAAGUUCCACUUUCGGAGAAACUCGCGCUUCCAGCAUAUUAUCCAGUGUUGAGGUGUUUCCUGCAGUUCGUGAUGAUGGUCCACCGUUGCCUCUUUCAACGGACGGAAGAGAAUAUUCGAUUUUGCCGCUAGAUAAGGGGUCGAACCUGACGGCAAGCUCCGAUUCAUCAUCUCUCUCUUCAGGGGCGCUGCCGGCGUCGUCAGUGGGCGAGUCAUGGAGCCGCACAGAGACUCCGCACUUCAACGGGUUAGUGAGUCGGAUGAAGAGGAGGGUCAAGAACCUUUUCUGA
Messenger RNA from Trypanosoma cruzi, 1851 nucleotides. RefSeq lists its product as uncharacterized. The transcript has a single exon. Lineage: Eukaryota; Euglenozoa; Kinetoplastea; Trypanosomatida; Trypanosomatidae. The record is from RefSeq and is a predicted model, not a curated record. Gene Ontology annotation, molecular function: lipid binding. Gene Ontology annotation, cellular component: endoplasmic reticulum. Bases 1 to 1851 code for a protein of 616 amino acids.